ACAUCCAUUCUUUAUUUGUCAAGUGGUAAAAUAAACUAUUAAUUUAUGGAAACAAAUGACAAUUUGUCAACAAAAACUUUCCCCAUUGGUUACCAAAACCAGAGAACGACCAAACUGGAAAACUACCCGUUUUCUUGGAAAACCACUUGCGGCCAUCAUUACAAAAACAAAACCCACCGUCGAUUCCUUCCCCACUUUUCUUUUUCUAUUUCUCUUCUUCUCUCUCGAUUUUUCAUCAUCUUCUUUUUCUUCUUCUCAUACCAAUCCAAUUCCUUCACUAUGCGUAUGAGCUGUAAUGGAUGCCGUGUUCUUCGUAAAGGUUGCAGUGAGAGCUGCUCCAUCAGACCAUGUCUUCAGUGGAUCAAAUCCCCUCAAUCCCAAGCCAACGCCACUUUCUUUCUCGCCAAAUUCUACGGCCGAGCUGGCCUCGUUAACCUUAUCAAUGCUGGCCCCGACCAUCUCCGCCCAGCUAUUUUCAAAUCUUUGCUAUUCGAAGCGUGUGGCCGGAUCGUGAAUCCCAUUUUUGGGUCGGCUGGAUUGUUGUGGUCUGGGAGCUGGCAGCUUUGUCAGGACGCCGUCGAAGCUGUUCUGAAAGGCGCACCGAUUCUGCCGGUUUCUUCUGAAACGGCAGCGUCGCACAUGGGUCCACCUUUAAAAGGCUGUGAUAUCCGCCAUGUUUCCAAACAGCAAGACUCAGCCUCCGGUUCAGCGGUUAGGAAGAUCAAGACGCGACGGCGGUUCAAACGGUCUGGGACGGCGAAGUUGAAGCCGAAAGAGGAGCCGAGUGUGGUGGUGGUACCCGAGUUCAAAUUUGAUGACCAAACCCAGAUUGUGUCGGAACCCCAGUGUUUGAAGUUUGAGUUGGAUAAUUGGAAGGGUCGUGAGUCGCCGGAGAAAGACUGCGGUAGCGACGAUACAGAGUGCCUGUCGGUGGAGACUGUGGAGGGUUGCCAGGGUGGUGACGUGGAGUUGGAACUUACAUUGGGGUUUGGGCAAAGUUGGAUGCUGACGUGACUAGAUCGAGGACUAUAGGAAGGCCACGUGUAGAGAUGGAUGAUUUUGCUCUCACAAAUUUGGCUUUUGAUGUUUGUACAAAACCAAAAUGAGUUUUUUUCUUUCUUUCUUUCUAUUUUUUAGUUUAGGUUUAGGGUUUGUGAAGUGUUCAGUGAAUUUGUAUACUGUUUGUAAUUUUUAUUCGAAAGAAAGAAUGAAUAAUGAAUUUGAUUGAAUCAGUGAA
This is a messenger RNA of Cucumis sativus (cucumber), 1237 nucleotides long. Its product is annotated as LOB domain-containing protein 41. Gene Ontology annotation, biological process: regulation of gene expression. Lineage: Eukaryota; Viridiplantae; Streptophyta; Magnoliopsida; Cucurbitales; Cucurbitaceae. The record is from RefSeq and is a predicted model, not a curated record. The transcript has 2 exons. The coding region runs from base 46 to 1014 and encodes 322 amino acids.